Armigeres subalbatus is the source of this 484-nucleotide messenger RNA. RefSeq lists its product as uncharacterized. Bases 1 to 408 code for a protein of 135 amino acids. Lineage: Eukaryota; Metazoa; Arthropoda; Insecta; Diptera; Culicidae. The transcript is spliced from 4 exons. The record is from RefSeq and is a predicted model, not a curated record.
AUGAAGUUAGCGCAGAAGUGUCGCGCCUUUUUGUCCGUGAUUCGUUUCUUGUUGAAGUUGUCAAGUUUGCUUAACAAACGUAGUGUGUGCGUUAGGAUCAGUUUUGUGCGUUUCUCGAAGAAAUUGUCCAGCCAACCGCUACGUUUGUCUCAGGCAACUGCGUCACACCGCCAUCGUUGGGACGAAAGAUUCCCGGCAUCCGUCGCCGGAGGGGGCCAACCCGUCUACACGUUGGUCCCAAUUCCAAUCGUGGUCGCCAAUUGCCACGCAUCGUCGCUGAGAGCGAGUGCCGAGCGGCCGACGACCCCCCCCCCCUGUGGGUGGAUUGGCCAAGUCACCAACGGCCAUUCAUCGCUACGAACGUUGAUCGAUUUCCGCCGUCUACCAGGAGCGCAGCAGUACCGGUAGGCGAACAACAGUCGGUGAGUCAAGCGAUCUCUUUUUUAUCGAGUGGGGCGUCCAGUGAGGACGCCUCGGAGGAUUU